CUCUCGGUGCCGAGGAUGGGCGUGAGCGAGGAGCCGGGCGCGCCGGAGGACGGGAUGGAGAACGGGUCGGAGGACGGGCCGGAGGACGGCGCCCUGGCCCGCGGCGGCUGCUUCGAGGCUUUCGGCGACAGCGCGGAGACGCGCGCGCUGCUGGGCCGCUUGCCGGAGCUGCUGGGGGACGGCGCGGUCCGCGAGGGCGCCCUGCAGCGGUUCCGAGUGAUAAUGGACAAAUACCAGCAGCAGCCUCAUCUGUUGGACCCACACCUUGAAUGGAUGAUGAACUUGUUGUUGGAAACAGUGCAAGAUGAGACAUCUCCAGCUGACCUUGUACAUCUGGCUUUUAAAUUUCUUUAUAUUAUCACCAAGGUUCGAGGAUAUAAAACAUUUCUUCGUUUAUUUCCUCAUGAAGUAGCCAACGUACAGCCUGUUUUAGAUAUGUUUACAAACCAGAAUCCUAAGGACCAUGAAACUUGGGAGACCCGCUACAUGCUUCUCCUGUGGCUCUCCAUGACCUGCCUGAUCCCUUUCGAUUUUUCACGCCUUGACGGGAAUCUUCUCUCUCAACCUGGGCAAAUGCGAAUGUCCACAAUCGACCGUAUUCUCCAAAUAGCACAGUCCUACUUGGUUGUCAGCGACAAGGCCCGAGAUGCGGCUGCUGUCCUUGUGUCCAAGUUUAUCACACGGCCUGAUGCCAAACAGAAGAUGGCGGAUUUCCUGGACUGGAGCCUGUGCACUUUGGCCCGCUCCUCCUUCCAGACCAUCGAGGGGGUCAUCACCAUGGACGGGAUGCUGCAGGCCCUGGCACAAAUAUUUAAGCAUGGAAAACGUGAAGACUGUUUACCCUAUGCGGCCACUGUCCUCAAGUGCCUGGACAGCUGCAGAAUCCCUGACAGCAACCACACCCUGCUUCGGAAACUCAGGGUGAAGCUCGUGCAGCGGCUGGGCCUGACCUUCCUGAAGCCCAGGGUGGCCAAAUGGAGGUACCAGCGUGGCUGCCGCUCCUUGGCUGCUAACCUGCAGGCCUACACCCAGAGUCAGAGGGAGCCCCCGAUGCACACCAAGACUCCUGACAGUGAGGAGGGCUAUGACGUCCCUGAGGAGGUGGAGAACGUGAUUGAGCAACUGCUGGUUGGGCUGAAGGAUAAGGACACGGUUGUGCGAUGGUCUGCAGCCAAAGGGAUUGGCAGAGUGGCUGGAAGACUUCCCCAGGAGCUGGCGGACGACGUGGUGGGGUCGGUGCUGGACUGUUUCAGUUUUCAGGAGACAGACAACGCCUGGCAUGGAGGGUGUCUGGCGCUGGCAGAACUGGGCAGAAGAGGCCUGCUGCUCCCUCCUCGACUCCCGGAUGUGGUUCCUGUGAUCCUGAAGGCGCUGACCUACGAGGAAAAGCGAGGUGCCUGCAGCGUGGGUGACAACGUCAGGGAUGCCGCCUGUUAUGUGUGCUGGGCCUUCGCACGCGCCUAUGAGCCUCAGGAGCUGACGCCCUUUGUGGCCAAGAUUUCAAGUGCACUGGUCAUCGCCACGGUGUUCGACCGGAACGUGAACUGCAGGAGGGCUGCCUCUGCUGCUUUCCAGGAGAAUGUGGGAAGACAGGGCACUUUCCCUCAUGGAAUUGAUAUUUUGACCACGGCUGACUAUUUUGCUGUUGGUAACAGAUCUAACUGUUUCCUGGUUAUAAGCAUGUUUAUUGCUGGCUUUCCCGAGUACACACAGCCGAUGCUGGAUCACUUGCUCACCAUGAAGAUCAGCCAUUGGGAUGGGGUCAUCAGAGAGCUGUCAGCGAAGGCGCUACACAACCUGGUCCAGCGGGCGCCUGUGUACAGCACCGCUCAGGUGUUCCCACGCCUGCUGUCGAUGACACAGAGUCCAGACCUGCACACGCGGCACGGGGCUGUGCUUGCCUGUGCGGAGGUGGCCCACAGCCUGUACACACUGGCGGUGCAGGAGGACAGGCCCGUGGAAGACUACCUGGACAGGAUGACAGUGCAGGGCCUGAAGCAGAUUCACCAGCAGCUUUAUGAUCGUCAGUUAUACAGGGGCCUAGGAGGAGAGCUCAUGAGACAAGCAGUGUGUGUGCUAAUAGAAAAGCUGUCCCUUUCCAAGAUGCCCUUCAAAGGUGACACCGUCAUCGAUGGUUGGCUGUGGUUGAUCAGUGACACUUUGAGAAAUCUCCAUCAUAUCUCCAGUCAUUCUAGACAACAGAUCAAGGAAGCCGCUGUCUCGGCCCUGGCUGCUCUCUGCAACGAAUACUACACAGAGGAGCCUGGGGAGGCGGAUGCUGCUGCGCAGGGGGAACUGGUAGGGAAGUAUCUCGCGGAACUCCAGAGCCCAGAGGAGAUGACGCGCUGCGGCUUCGCAAUGGCCUUGGGCGCCCUUCCAGGCUUCCUUCUGAGAGGCAGGCUCCAGCAGGUUCUAGCUGGGUUAAGAGCCAUUACCCUUUCAUCUGAGGACGUGAGCUUCGUGGAGUCCAGGCGGGAUGCCCUGAAGGCGAUCUCCAGGGUUUGCCAGACUGUCGGUGUGAGGGCGGACGGGCGUCCAGAUGAGGUUGUGUGCAGAGAGAACGUGGCCCAGAUCUACUGCACGAUGCUGAACUGCCUGCGUGACUACACCACUGACAGCCGCGGGGACGUGGGCGCAUGGGUCCGUGAGGCCGCCAUGACCAGCCUGUUGGACCUGACUCUUCUGCUGGGGAGAGACCAGCCAGAGCUGAUCGAGGCUCCCAUCUGCCAUGGGGUCAUGUGCUGCCUGGCCCAGCAGGCCAGCGAGAAGAUAGACCACUUCCGCGCGCACGCCGCCCAGGUGUUCAUGACGCUGCUGCACUCUGCUGGUCCCGCCGGUCCCACUGUCCCCCAUGUGCCCCACCGGGGAGAACUGGAAAAGCUCUUUCCCAGGUCCGACAUGGCCUUUGUCAACUGGACGGCACCAUCCCAGGCCUUUCCUCGCAUCACCCAGCUGCUGGGGCUGCCUGCCUACCGCUACCAUGUGCUGCUGGGGCUGGCUGUGUCCGUGGGUGGACUCACAGAGUCCACGGUCAGGCACUCCACCCAGAGCCUGUUUGUGUACAUGAAGGGGAUUCAGGGUGACCCCCAGGCCCUGGGGAGCUUCAGUGAGACCCUCCUGCAACUCUUUGAGGACAACCUUCUCAACGACAGGGUGUCCGUGCCGCUGCUCAAGAUGCUGGACCAGAUGCUGGCCAACGGGUGCUUCGACAUCUUCACCACGGAGGAGGACCAUCCUUUUUGUGUGAAACUGCUCGCGCUUUGUAAGGCAGAAAUUAGCAAGUCCAAGGACGUCCAGAAACUGCGGUCCAGCAUUGCUGUGUUCUGUGGGAUGGCGCAGUUCCCGGGCAGCGUGAGGAAGAAGGUCCUGCUGCAGCUGCUGCUCCUGCUCUGCCACCCGUUUCCCGUGAUCCGCAAGACCACAGCUGGCCAGGUGUACGAGAUGCUGCUCACCUACAGCGACGUCGUGGGCGCAGAUGUUCUGGACGAGGUCAUGGCUGUGCUCAGUGACACAGCCUGGGACACGGAGCUCCCACUCGUAAGAGUUCAGCGGAACCGCCUGUGUGACCUGCUUGGAGUGCCCAGACCUCAGCUGGUGCCCAAGCCUGUUGCCCCCUGAGGCCAGUCCUGGAAGCUGAGGCCUUGUGCCCAUCUUCUGGGAGCAGCAUGCAGGUGCCAGCCAGCACGGGAAACCUGGACGCAGAGCCUCGGCCAUCGGCUGGUACGUUUGCUGAGGGACUUGGAGUUUGUCACCGUGGAGGCAGCUUUCUUCUAAUGCAGCCAGUACGCCAGUGACCCGGGAUGUCAGUGCUUUUGUCUUUAUUUAAAUGCGAGCCCAUAUCUUAUAAAAUCAUGUGCUGAGCAGUCUGUGUCUGACCCUGUUAUGAACGG
Molecule: messenger RNA, 3890 nt
Organism: Molossus molossus (Pallas's mastiff bat)
Lineage: Eukaryota; Metazoa; Chordata; Mammalia; Chiroptera; Molossidae
Gene: TBCD
Product: tubulin folding cofactor D
Exons: 39
Coding region: 16-3618 (1200 amino acids)
Biological process (GO): bicellular tight junction assembly; tubulin complex assembly; adherens junction assembly
Cellular component (GO): lateral plasma membrane
Molecular function (GO): beta-tubulin binding; GTPase activator activity
Source: RefSeq, a predicted model, not a curated record